This is a messenger RNA of Dendronephthya gigantea, 5809 nucleotides long. RefSeq lists its product as uncharacterized. Lineage: Eukaryota; Metazoa; Cnidaria; Anthozoa; Malacalcyonacea; Nephtheidae. Bases 143 to 5809 code for a protein of 1888 amino acids. Gene Ontology annotation, molecular function: protein tyrosine kinase activity; ATP binding; protein binding. The transcript has 20 exons. The record is from RefSeq and is a predicted model, not a curated record. Gene Ontology annotation, biological process: protein phosphorylation.
UUCUUUCAGGAGUGUAGAACAAACAAAGUUAAACCCCCGAUCGGUCGACUUGUAUGACACCCGACAAUCGAAAUCGAAAAUAUUCAGUUGGAAUAAUUGGACGACUAAAACGACUAAAACGAGGGUUAAUCGAUCUUUCAAGAUGAUUGACAUUGUAUUAAGAAUUGCUGUCAUAUUUUCUCUUCGGUUCUUAUCGUUUGCUGCUGUUGAAAGGUCUUUAAUAUCACAAGUUCCGUCGUACAGAGCCAGGUUCACAGGUGCCCGGAAUAAUUAUGGAACACACUUCAUCAUUGGAUUUACAGCCCAAUAUACAAAUAACCGAAAUGAUUACAUUCGAGUGUAUAUUGCUGCCCUUGACGAAACAAAUGUGACGAUGUAUAGCGAACAGACUGGACAGCGUUGGAGUUACACUGUUGGUAUAAAAAAUGGAGGCAUCUUUGAGCUUAAACUACCGAUUUCUUUGCGAUUGAAGAAAGACGAACUUCGUCAGAAAAGUAUUGAGAUUUUGUCAACGGGAAAUAUUUCAGUGUUGUGCUUAAAUUUUGGUGGUUUCUCGUCCCAAGUGGGUAGCAACAUGGCUCUACCAUCGAUCACUUUCGGCUUAGUUUACGUUGUGGCAUCAUUUCAGCCAUACAACGCAUUUUGUCGAGCGAAUAUUGCUGUAUUAUCAGCGCAUAACAACAACAAGAUCAUAAUUCUUCCAAAUAAAAAUGCGAUUAUAUACUAUCGCGGUAACUCGUACGAAGGAAAAACAUCACAGAUACACUUAACCGAAGUCCUUGAAAAAAACGAAGCGCUUUACUUCUCGGCGAAAUCAGAUUUAACCGGAACACUCGUUUUUGCAAGCAAACCGGUUACUGUGAUUUCUAGCGUAGAUCGUACUGAAAAAACAUUGGGAUCCGCAUAUACUGCUUUCUUUGAAGCAACGUUGUUGCCUGUUUCGUUGUGGGGAUUUGAAUACAUCUUGGCAGCAGUGGGAACGUUGAACAAAUUACAGGGGGAUAUUUUCCGUAUCUCUAGCUUUGAAAGUAACACUGAGGUUAAAAGUGCAUACUGGACAAGAGUUUUGUCAUCAGGGGCGUACGUAGAGUUGAUAUUAGACAGGGACCUGGCAUCUUAUAUCAAAUGCAAUAAGCCUUGUCAAGUUGUGCAAUAUAUCAGAGGCGGGGUGAUUAAUGGGAAACAUGCAGGGCCUUCGAUGUUAAUUCUUCCUUCAGUGACACAAUUUCUCUCGUAUUACCACGUGGCACUUCCUCGAAGAGCGGGUUUUAAUGAUUCAUUGACAAUAAUUAUUGAGAAGGAAAAUAUGGAUGGUUUAUAUAGGGAUGGAUUGAAAUUGGAUGGCUUACGAUGGAAAAGCAUCAGUGGGACAAAAUAUGUUUGGACGAUAAUAGAUGUAUUUAAUGUCAGCACUGUCACCGUAUAUCAUACAUCUUCCUUAGUAAAAUUUGGUCUUCUUGUAUAUGGAUGGAAUAAUGGAGCUUCCUAUGCGUACCCUGGUGGUUUUGAUUUUAAUAAUAGCUCAAAUGAUGGAAAGUCAUCAAAGGCUUUGUUACAAAUUCCGUCGUACAAAUCUAGGAUGAUAGGUACUCAGGGAAAUUAUGGAAGACAUUUCAUCGUUGGAUUUACCUCCCAAUAUGCAACUGGUCAAAAAAAUUACAUUGAAGUAUCUAUUCUUGCACAAAAUGAAACGAAUGUGAGAAUUUAUAGUAAUCAAACAGACAGGCUAUUGAGUUUGACUGAAAAUAUUAGAAAUGCAGGAAUUUUUCGGAUGAAACUGCCUAAUUCUAUUCGAUGGAAACGAGGAUGGCUUCAGAAAGGUAUCGAAAUUCUUUCAUCGGCAGAUAUUUCAGUGUUGUGCUUAAAUGUCGGUGGCAGUUCUUACAAAACGGAUGGAAACUUGGCCUUGCCCACAAACACUCAGGGUUUAGUUCAUGUUAUAGCAUCAUACUGGCCGCAUUUUAAGAAUUUGAGAGCAAAUAUAGCCGUAAUAUCAGCACAUAAUAACAACAAGGUCAUUAUUCUUCCCAACCGAAAUGCAAUUAUAAACUAUCGAGGUAACUGGUAUGAUAGCAAAUCAUCACAAAUACAAAUAACCCAAGUACUCCAGAAACUUGACACGCUAUAUGUCUCAGGUAUAUCAGAUUUAUCUGGAACACUCGUCAUUGCAAGCAAACCAGUCACUGUGAUAUCUGGCGUAGAACAGGCUAAAAUUGGGAAAUGGUAUAAUUUCAUGGAAGGAACCUUGUUGCCUGUUUCAUUGUGGGGAUAUGAAUAUAUUUUAACAACAGUUGCAACCAUGGAAAAAUCGCAGGGAGAUGUUUUUCGAGUCUUUGCCUACGAAAAUGAUACUGUUGUUCAAAGUGCAUACUGGACAAAAGUUUUAUCAUCUGGGACAUAUGAAAACGUAUCAUUAAAUAAAGAUUUGGCGUCAUAUGUUAAGUGUAAUAAGCCUUGCCAAGUUGUGCAGUAUAUCCGAGGCGGAACAAUUAAUGGAAAAUAUGCAAUACCUUCGAUGUUAGUUCUUCCAUCAGUAAGUCAGUUUCUUUCUUAUUAUCACGUGCCAGUACCAAAAGGUGAAGAAUAUCAUCAUGAUUCAAUCACAAUAGUUAUAGAGAAAGGAAACGUCGAUGGUUUAUAUUGGGAUGGAUUGAAAUUUAAAAGCUUAAGAUGGAAGACUGUCACGGGAACAAAUUAUGUUUGGACGGUGAUAGAUAUACUAGAUCCAAACAUCAUAACAGUGUAUCAUGCUUCUUCCUCUGUAAAGUUUGGUCUCCUUAUAUAUGGGUGGAAAGAUAGGGCUUCAUACAGUUAUCCUGGUGGCUUUAGCUUACAUAAUAAAUCAAAUGAUAUAAGUUCAAUGUUGUCUGCAGUUCCAUCGUACAAGUCCAGGAUAGUAGGUACCAAUUAUGGGAAGCAUUUCAUCAUUGGGUUUACACCUCAAUCUUCUAAUCGACAAAACGACUACAUAGGAGUGUCUAUUCUUGCUUUUGAUGAAACAAAUGUAAAGAUGAAUAGUGAACAGACUGGACAGGCAUGGAGUUAUACCGUAAAUAUUAAAAAUGGAACAGUUUUUGAGUUACAACUGCCGACUGCUUUGCGAAUGCAAAAGGAUAAAGGAUUUCUUCAAAAGGGUAUUGAGAUUUUGUCAACAGGAAAUAUUUCAGUUGUUAGUUUCAAUUUUGCUGGUAACAUUUUCCAAGUGGAUGGAAACCUGGCAUUACCGUCUAGCUCUCUCGGACCGGGUUUAGUUUAUAUUGUAGCAUCAUAUCAGCCGUAUAGCUCGAAUUUUAGAGCAAGUAUUGCUAUAAUAUCAGCAGAAAACAACAAUAGAAUUACAGUUCUUCCUAACAAGAAUGCGAAAAUAUACUACCGCGGUAUCUGGUAUAGUGUCAAAACAUCUCAAACUCAAAUAUUCCAAGUCCUUGCAAAACGUGACGCGCUAUAUGUUUGGGGUAAAUCAGAUUUAUCUGGAACUGUCGUUACGGCGGACAAACCAGUUACUGUAAUAUCUGCCGUAGAUCGUACUGAUAAAACACUGGGAUUCAAUAGCUUCCUGGAAGCGAACUUGCUUCCAGUCUCGUUGUGGGGAUAUAGAUACAUCUUCACCGCAGUAAGAACAAUGGAAAGGACACAGGGAGAUAUCUUUCGAAUCUUUGUUUUCUAUAACAAUACCGUUGUUAAAAGUGCAUACUGGACAAAAGUUUUGUCUUCUGGAAUGUAUGAAAACUUGACACUAGGGAGGGAUUUGGCGUCAUAUGUUAAGUGUAAUAAGCCAUGUCAAGUUGUGCAAUAUAUCCGAGGCGAAUCAAAAUAUUUGACAUUCAGGGGAUCUUCAAUGAUAAUUCUUCCAUCAGUAAGCCAGUUUCUAUCGUUUUAUUACGUGGCACUCGCUCGUGGUGCGGAAUAUUCCCAUUCAAUAACAAUAGUCAUAGAGAAAGAAAAUGUCGAUGGGUUGUAUAGAGAUGGUUUGAAAUUGAAUGGACUACAAUGGAAAACUAUCACUGGUACAAGAUACGUUUGGUCGGUAAUCAGUUUACCCGAUCCAAGCAAUGUUAAAGUGUAUCAUACUUCUUCUGUUGUUAAGUUUGGUCUUUUUGUAUUUGGAUGGAAUGAUAAAGCUUCAUUCGGUUAUCCAGGUGGAUUUGGUUUACAUGUUGACAAACCUCAAGGACCGAGUAAACCUCGAAAUGUUACAGUUACUGUCAGCGAGUGCAAAUUAAUUGUUAAAUGGUUGGUUCCCGCUGAUUUUCAAGGUGAUAUCAGUCACUAUUUUAUAUCUUGGGGGAAAAAUGGUGAAAGCGAUACUUUUCAAACAGUAAAGACAUCGGAAAGUCCAUUUAUUAUCAACGAUUUUUGUAACGAAUCAGGCACAUACACUAUAAAAGUCCAGGCGGUGAAUGACAUGAAUGUUGUUGGUGAAAUCGCUUAUGUAUACAACGUGAGCAUAGAUGGUAGUCACAAUGUGGUAUCUUCGGUAUCUUCGAUUUUUAUAACACCUAGUAGUAUUACGGAGAGGCAGUCUUCUUAUGUGACUGCUAAUACUUACAAAGUGACAAAACCUAGUAAUCCAACAGUAAUAGUUACUUCCAAUAAAGAUAUCCCAACAGGUGUAAUUGCUGGAGGAGUAAUUGGAGCUGUUGUAUUCCUUUGCCUUGCUGUGUUUACCUGUGUUUUCUUGAUACGAAUAAUACGGAAGUAUCGGCGAAUGGAAUCAAGAGAAAAAUUCGCAGAAUGGCACCCGUCAAGUCUUGAUAAAAUGGCGAACACUUCGGUUGCCGGAAACAAACCGCUAUUGCAAGAAACAAACCCGAUAUUGCAAGAAACAAACGAAGCACUGCCGCUAGAAAUAUCGUACGUUUCAAUAUUGAAAGACUGGCAGAUCUCACCAAGCUGCCUGAAGAUACUGUCCAAAUCGCUUGGAAGUGGACACUUCGGCAUUGUGAGACAAGGUCUAUAUACGCCUUCUGCAGGCAGUGCUCCCGAAUAUGUUGCUGUGAAAAUGAUGAAAGAUAUUGCCACGGAAUCAAACAAAUUAGAUUUUUUGGCUGAGUUGAAAAUGUUGAAAGAAAGUAACAAAGAACCGCACGAAAACGUCCUAAAAUUUAUUGGUGGCUGUUUGAAAGAAGGAAAACAAAUGUUGGUAACAGAAUACUGCUCGGCUGGAAAUAUGCAUGAGUUUCUAAGGAAAAGCAGAGUCGCUGAUAAAUCUGAUAUAUCUCAGAUGCAGAAUCUCAAGAUACAUUCAACUUUAAGCGAACGCCAAUUGCUUAAAUUUGCGGUUGAAGUGUCAAGUGGGAUGGCGCAUCUUGCAAAACAGAAGCUUGUUCAUCGUGACUUGGCUGCCAGGAACGUUCUUCUUGCUGGUGAAGGUAACGUGGUAAAAAUUGGUGACUUUGGUUUGGCGAAAGAUAUCGGAAAUGCUCAAGAAUAUAUACGAAAUAAUCCUGAGGACUUUCUUCCAAUAAAGUGGAUGGCUGUGGAAAGUUUAGAUAAAGGUCUCUUCACAACUGCCAGCGAUGUAUGGAGUUUUGGCAUUCUUCUCUAUGAAAUUGUGACCUUGGGUAAGGAACCGUACAAAGGCAAAUCAGCGUUGGAAACUGUACUUUUUAUUGGUCAAGGGAAUCGAUUGGAGAAACCAUCCCACUGUUCUAAUCAAUUGUAUGAGAUAAUGGCAAAAUGUUGGAAGAAUGAUGCAAAAGAGCGACCAAAAUUCUCAGAGAUGUGGCAAAAUUUACGAGAUAUGAUGACUGAUGAACAGAAGUCGUAUAUCGAUGUACAGCAAGAGAUAGCGAAGAGUAAUAAGUGA